ACGACACUCCGACUAGUUCAUAACUCAAAGAGAAUCAAACUUCGAGAAAUGACAGAAACAAACCCUAAUCACACGUUUUUUGAUGGAUCCCAGGAGUGGUUUCUGCUCCACAACCCAAAUCUACCACAGCCUCAGGCCCAAUGUUCUACUCCCUCCACAAUCCGCUUCCCUCUCCGCCACCGACUACGUUCUCUCUCUCCUCCACCAAACCUGUCGGUCGCCGGAAACCACCGUCGGACUCAUUGACGCCGUUACUCGCAGUCGCAUUACCUUUUCCGAAAUCGAACUCCGUGUCAAAACCCUAGCGGACUCGCUCCGAACCCGUAUCGGACUCUCCAAAGGCGACUCGGCCUUCAUUCUGUCUCCAAACUCAGUCCACAUUCCGAUUCUUUACCUAUCUCUCUUCUCGAUCGGUGUCAUUGUCUCUCCUUCUAAUCCAACCAGUUCGGAAUCGGAGGUCUCUUACCAAAUCAAGCUCAGCAAACCGGUCAUCGCCUUCGCCACCUCAGCCGCCGCUCGCAAGCUUCCCCAACUCCGGCACGGGACAAUUCUCCUCGACUCGGCCGAGUUCGACUCUCUACUCACGAGUCAAUCAGGUGAGUUUCGUGACCGAGUCGAGGUUUUGCAAUCCGAUCCCGCGGCGAUUCUCUACUCGUCCGGGACGACGGGGAGAGUGAAAGGCGUGGUGUUGACUCACCGGAACACUGUGGCAAUUGUGGCGGCGGCUAAUGCUGUUCGUCCGGUGAGGCGAUCGCCGCCGGUGACGCUGUGUACGGUGCCGUAUUUCCACGUGUACGGUUUUUUUUACUGUGUGAGGGCGGUGGCGAUGGGGGAGAGUUUGGUGUGGAUGGAGAGGUUUGAUCUGCGGUUGAUGAUGAGGACGAUUCAGGAGUUCAGAGUGACGCACGUGGCGUUGGCUCCGCCGGUGGCGGUGGCGAUGGUGAAGGAUGCGAAUGUGACGAAGGGCUACGAUCUGAGCUCCCUUGAAGUGGUGGGCUGUGGUGGAGCUCCGCUGCCCAAAGCGGUGAUAGAGAAGUUCAGGAAAUGGUCUCCCAAUGUACAAGUGGCGCAGGCAUAUGGACUUACUGAAUCAACUGGUGGAGUCGCCCGAACAGUAGGACCGAAAGAAAGCCAAGUUUUAGGUGCAACUGGACGGCUUAUGUCGAACUUCCAAGCGAAGAUUGUUGACCCCACCACUCGCAUUGCUUUGCAUCCUCUCAAGACAGGGGAGCUUUGGGUUAGAGGACCAUGUAUAAUGAAGGGCUAUCUUGAAGAUGAAGCAGCAACAGCUGCAGCUUUGGAUUCGGAGGGAUGGUUAAGAACCGGAGACCUUUGUUAUUUCGACCAUGAAGGCUACCUAUUCUAUGUGGACAGGAUAAAGGAACUAAUUAAAUACAAAGGGUACCAGGUUGCCCCAGCAGAGCUGGAGCAUGUACUUCAUUCCCAUUCAGAUGUUGUUGACGCAGCUGUGAUACCGUAUCCUGAUGAGGAAGCAGGUCAAGUACCCAUGGCCUUUGUGGUGAGACGAUCCGGGAGCACCAUUAACGAAUCACAAAUUACGGAUUUUGUUGCUAAACAGGUUGCUCCAUUCAAGAAAAUAAGACGAGUAUCAUUUGUUAAUUCAUUGCCUAAAAAUGCUACUGGUAAGGUGCUGAGAAAGGAGUUAAUCAAGCUUGCAUUGUCCAGUGCUUCUUCUAAGUUAUAGUUUCUAUUGCAGUUUGUUGUAUUAAUAUUGUGACACAAUAAUAAUUUGCUGUCACAGAGGUAGGGAAAAUGUAAUUCACUUUUGUUUGUGCCAUUUGCAUACAAAGUCUGGCCCAAAGUAUAUUUAUUCAACUGCAUGUCUAUAUUAUCCGAUAAAAUAUAAUGACGACAAUGGACUUUGACCAUAUAAA
Messenger RNA from Cornus florida, 1895 nucleotides. RefSeq names its product 4-coumarate--CoA ligase-like 9. Lineage: Eukaryota; Viridiplantae; Streptophyta; Magnoliopsida; Cornales; Cornaceae. Bases 83 to 1705 code for a protein of 540 amino acids. The transcript has 6 exons. The record is from RefSeq and is a predicted model, not a curated record. Gene Ontology annotation, molecular function: CoA-ligase activity.